GUUAGAUCCGAGGUUAAUGUAAGGGCAACACACGUGCGACAGUCUCCACGCGUGUGAGUCAACCGCGCGAUUUGCAAAUUGAGCCACCCUACUCCUCACUUUGCCCUGCCCAACGCCUCCUCUCUCACUCUUCUUCUUCUGCUUCUCCUGCUCCUCUUGCAUUCCCCCUUUCUACGACUAUUCUUUCUAGAGAGAGAAACAGGCUGUCCUCGAUCAAAGGGGGAGACCUUAGAUCACAUCCCACAACACAAUCGGAUCCGAAUCAUGUUCAGAAGGCUUGCUGUCCGGCUCCGCACUCUCGCCCCGCCCCGAUCCGCUUCCAAGAUCGCCCAAUUCUCCGUCGGAUCUUCCACACCUUCGGAGAAUGUUGUCCGUUCGCUCCCCGUUUUUUCUCGCCACUUCUCUUCUGAAUCCGGGAAUGUGCCUAAAAAGGUGGAGGAUAUAGUGCCGAUUGCUACUGGUCAUGAGCGCGAAGAGCUUGAGGCCGAGCUUGAAGGAAGGGACAUUCUGGAAAUUAACCAUCCGUCUGGUCCAUUUGGAACAAAGAGAGAGAGAGAGAGAGUUGGAAUGAUGGGGCGAACUCUCAACAGCGCGAUUCGUUGUGUACAGACGGUGGCCGAGUGCCCUCACCUCACCAAACUCUCUCUUCACGCUCCUAAAUCAGUGGAGGUGGAAUUUGAUAACGGCAGUGCAUAUAAUCUGUCAGCUGAAUACUUGCGAGUAUAUAGCCCUGCAGUUGACAGUAAGAUCAGAUCAGUUGGAGGAGAAAAGGUUAUAGCCGGGAGGCGUGAUGUUGGGAUCAUGUCUGCAGAACCUGUGGGAAACUAUGGAGUGAGAUUACUUUUCGAUGACUUGCAUAAAACAGGGAUCUUCACAUGGGAUUACUUUUAUUAUCUUGGUAGCAACAAGCUUUCGCUCAUGAGAAAUUACAUCGGAACUCUAAAAAAACACGGUCUUAGUCGUGACCCAAGAAUAAGGAAGUGAAUUUUGUAGCCUUUCAAGUUCAUUACAUGCAUCUUCAUCACUAAGGAUCUUGAUUAUUGAACUCUUUGAGUUGAAUUUGGAGUAUCUUUAGAUUGUUAUAUACUGGACAAUUUUGAAGGAGAAGAUCGACCGAGGCCCUUCAAAGAUAUGAUGUUCGUUCUUUUCGAUUAUCAUGAUGAAUUGUCCAAAUCAAUCUUCAAGAUGCUGAGUUUCAGAGUUUUUAAUCUGCUGGAGGUGAAGAUUUUUUUUUUUUUUUUUUUUUUUUUUUAAAUGUGGACGGUCUCUGUCCAAAUUCAUUAUUUUUGAAUUGUGAUUACACGUCAUAUUAAUGCCACAAUUUAACGCAAUUGAGAAGCAAGAUGAGUUUGAAUUCGUCUUGUGGGUCAAGCAUUUUCGAUGGAAGAAGGACAUAGACGAACAAGGUGGAAGCCGGCCUAUUCCCGGAUCUGGAUCAUUUCUGCGCAAAAGGAAAGGAUUUGGAUUUGCAGGAUGUUUUCCAGAGAUUCACCUUAGAUAAUAUAUGGAAGAUUGUGUUGUAUUACGAUCCCUGCAGCUUGGUUUUGACAGUAUGAUGUUUUUCUUUGGAAAAUUGAUGGCUUCUUUAGUUCUCUAAAUUUUAAUUCAAUUAGAUUUUCUUUUUCUUUCAUGAUGAUGUGAUAAUUAUUUAUUAUUUUUCAGGCUUUAAGGCACAAAUUUCUCU
Salvia miltiorrhiza (redroot sage) is the source of this 1684-nucleotide messenger RNA. RefSeq lists its product as uncharacterized. Gene Ontology annotation, cellular component: mitochondrial envelope. The transcript is spliced from 8 exons. The record is from RefSeq and is a predicted model, not a curated record. The coding region runs from base 265 to 984 and encodes 239 amino acids. Lineage: Eukaryota; Viridiplantae; Streptophyta; Magnoliopsida; Lamiales; Lamiaceae. Gene Ontology annotation, biological process: mitochondrial electron transport, cytochrome c to oxygen.